Molecule: messenger RNA, 2667 nt
Organism: Acanthamoeba castellanii str. Neff
Lineage: Eukaryota; Discosea; Longamoebia; Acanthamoebidae
Exons: 4
Coding region: 1-2667 (888 amino acids)
Molecular function (GO): zinc ion binding; nucleic acid binding
Source: RefSeq, a predicted model, not a curated record
AUGGAGAGGGAGCUUCUGCCCCCACCGUGCCAUGAGCACCAAGUCACGAUCUCGAUCAGCAGCGUAGAGCGAAGAGAGGAUGAGGGCGAUGGAAUGGCGCUACGCGACGAAUUCGAGAGGUGGCGCUCGACCACCUACGAACGCAAGCUCAAGCCCGACUGGCGUGCCCUCUUUCUUAGCAACAACGAGGCGACCAGCGUCGAUGGCGACGGCGAUGCGAGUCAACGCGACACCACGAGGGUGGUGCCAUCGGCGCGGAUGCUGUUCGUGUUGCGAGCGUCGAGGCGAGCGAGAUUCGUAUUCACCGAGCGGCGCUACUUCUCGCUCUUCCGCUUCUUCCAGAUGGAGGGCACAAGCUGCGAGGAGCUGUUGAGCGGCCUCGACGUGAUACCACGCUUCGAAGGCCACGUGUUUUGCUACAACUGUGGGAUGUGCGGCCAUCGUGGGGAGGACUGCGCGGCGCGCCCCCUCUUCGAUGACAUGUUCAUGUCCACCCAGCGGUCGCCUCGCGAACGGAAAGCGAUCGGGGGCUGGCAGGGCGGUCCGGGUGCGUGGCUGCCGGCGGCGACCCACGGCAUGACGAUGUGGUCCUACCGCGUGACGCCCAGCAACCCCAACAGCCUCGCGCCACUGUACGCACAGGAGUCGCCGCUGGCCGCGGCGAGCACCAACGACCACGCUGCUGCGAGGGACGUUGAGGAGUCCUCCGGCGGUGUGCCGACAGCGACGGAGAAUGGUGUAGAUACGAGGAAUGACGAUGGUGGAGCGAAGCGGAGGAACGGUCUUGUCGCCGACGGCACUGUACACACGAACAACGACGAUGAAAGCGACGACACGAAGGGGUCGUCGAUAGCCGCCGCCGCCGCCGCCGCCACUUCCACCACCUCCACUGCCAACGGCGUGGCGACGACAAACAAAAAGAAGAAGAAAAAGAAGAAGAAAUCGAAGAAGAGAAAUAACGCGAACACGCCGAGCAGCGAGGCCGCGACGGCGGUAGCAACGACACCAGCCAGCACCGCGACCCAAUCCGAAAACGACGCGAACACGAACGCGAAAGCGAAAGCGGCGGAGGAAAAGCCAACGCCGACGACAGCAAAAGAGCGGGAGAGGGAGGUGGCGUUGGUGCUUACGUCACGCCGUACCGACGCCCUGCAGCAAGCGAUCGAGAUCGUCGCGCGCCUGCUGGCCGACAUCACUCCGCCGCCCACGCCCGGUCGCAACCACGAGCUCCUCGCCGCCCAGGACAACACUGACGCCGCCGCCAACAGCCGCAACGCCGCCGAACGCGUGUCGUUGCCCCAUCCGCCCUACGCCUACACGCCAGCCGGCGGCCACUACCCGCCCAGCCGCUACCCGCCAUCGCCGCACCACUACGUUGCCUUCGCCCAGCACCCUCAGCAUCGACCACCACAGCCACAGCCCCAGCCCGUGGGAUUGCCGCCGCACCAUCCGCACACGCCGCCCGCACACACGGCGACGCCCAACACGCCCGCCGCCACGUCGCUUCACUCGAUGCCUCCGCACCAGGCGGUGGCCUUCCACGGCCAUCCGCCGCCGUCGGCCUACGUGCCAUCGCCGGCCGCCUACCAUCCACCGCCGGCCCUCCCGCCAUCAUCAUCGUCGCCGUCGCCGCCGUCAUCGCCGACGCGCUCCAACGCCGCUCCAAUGCCGUCUCCACCCGCAAGCCCACUCCUCCCGUCAGCCCCGCGGCCGAACUCUCCAGCACCGCCAGCGGUGCCAACGACAACCACCACGACCGCCGCCAGCACGCCGAGCGUCUCCGUGUCGACAUCACUGCAACCAGCAAUGCCCACGCUGGCGGCGGCGCCAGCCCCGGCCCCGUCGUCGCCUCAUCGGUCGACGACGCCUGCGCUCGGACCCUAUCCCCACGUGACCGCGUACCACCCGGUGCCGCCGCCGUCGGUGCGGCACUACUACCCGCCCAACUGGAGCCACUACGCGCCCUAUCUGACCCACCACCACCCGCACCACCCUUACGCCGCGCCUAAUGUCGCCGCCGCGGCCGCCCUCGGCCACCCAUUCGCCACCUCGCUCCACUCGGCAGCCUCGACGUCGAUGACCUCGUCUGCGCUCUCGUCGUCGCUGCUGUCUACACCGCCGUCGCCAGCGUCCAUGUCUCAGCACCACCACCAGGCGUCGUCAUCGCCGACCUUCUCCUUCUCGUCCAUCGCCCUCUCGUGCUCGACGUCGACGGUGUCGGGCGCGAGCCGGCCGGUCACGUUCGCCGUCCACGCUAUCCCCGCCGGCCUCGUCUCGCCCUCCUCUUCGCCGCCAGCCGCCGCCACGCCGUCGCCGCUCCACUCCAUGUACAUGGCGCGGACGUCAUCCGCUCCACUACCCGCAUCCUCUUCACUCUCAUCACCAUCUUCGCCUUCAUCGUCAUCUUCUUCUUCGGUGUUGUCUCCACCGACUUCGCCGCACAUCCGACGCCUCUCCUCGCCCGCCAUCGCUGUCCCUGCCACUUCACACCCACCACCGCCUCACCAUCCCGCUCCUUCGUCAUCGCCAUCGUCAGCGUCAUCAACACCGGCGUCGCCUUCCCAUCGAGUGGCGCGUCCCUCUUCGCCCGCCUUCGGCGCGCCGUCAUCGCCCACCACCGUCGCCCACCGAGUCGCCUUCCCCGUACCCGUGCAAGGCGCCAAAUGA